Molecule: messenger RNA, 2093 nt
Organism: Pyricularia grisea
Lineage: Eukaryota; Fungi; Ascomycota; Sordariomycetes; Magnaporthales; Pyriculariaceae
Exons: 5
Coding region: 119-1555 (478 amino acids)
Biological process (GO): poly(A)+ mRNA export from nucleus
Cellular component (GO): cytoplasmic stress granule; nucleus
Molecular function (GO): ATP binding; RNA helicase activity; RNA binding
Source: RefSeq, a predicted model, not a curated record
AAGAAGGUAGGAAUAUUUUAAAAGGAGAAAAUCAGCCAAACACCCAAACACCCAAACAAGGAAGGAGCAACGCGGUCUUUCUCAGUUCAGACUCAAUUUUAUAGCUCAGAACCAAGCCAUGUCCGACCUCGCCAGCCGGAUCACGGCGCCGGCUGCUGCCACGCCGGCUACAGAGACCGACGCGCCUGCCGCCGCCUCGAGCACAUUAACUGUUCCUCAAGAUGGAGCAGCCGAUGGAGCCAACAGCAGUGGUCUCCUGGAGUCCAACUACGAUGUGGAGGUUCAGCUCGGAGACCCGGAUACGGACAGCCCGCUGUCAUCUAUUAGCAGCUUUUCGGAGCUUGGACUCCCACAGGGAAUCAUUGAUGGUCUGUUAGCAAUGAACUUUAAGAAGCCUUCCAAGAUCCAGGCCAGAGCGCUUCCUCUGAUGCUCAGCAACCCGCCGCGCAACAUGAUUGCUCAGUCGCAGUCUGGAACUGGAAAGACCGGCGCCUUCGUCGUCACAAUACUAUCGCGUGUGGACUUUAACCAACCUGAUCAGCCCCAAGCUCUAGCUCUGGCCCCAAGUCGAGAACUUGCCCGGCAGAUCCAGAGCGUCAUUCAGUCCAUCGGCCAGUUUUGUACAGGACUCGUCGUUGACGCCGCCAUCCCUGGCGCGAUCUCGCGAGAGACUGGUGUCAAGGCCAAUGUGGUGGUUGGCACACCAGGCACGGUCAUGGAUCUUAUCCGACGCCGCCAGUUCGACGUAUCACAGUUGAAGCUGCUUGUGGUUGACGAGGCAGACAACAUGCUUGACCAACAAGGUCUCGGAGAGCAGUGUGUCCGCGUGAAGAACAUGCUCCCAAAGACUAUUCAAACCCUCCUGUUCUCUGCAACUUUCCCCGACCAUGUUAAGAGUUACGCGGAGAAAUUUGCACCCCAGGCCAAUCAGAUGAAGCUGCGUCAGCAAGAGCUGACAGUCAAGGGCAUUUCACAAAUGUACAUGGACUGUCCGUCACUGAAGGAGAAAUAUGAGGUCCUCUGCAAGCUGUACGGCCUCAUGACGAUUGGUUCUUCUGUGAUUUUUGUCAAGACUCGCGAAAGCGCCGACGAGAUCCAGAGAAGGAUGGAGACAGACGGACACAAGGUGUCUGCCUUGCACGGAGCAUUCCAAGGACAGGAACGUGAUCAACUUCUUGACGACUUCAGAUCUGGAAAAUCUAAGGUCCUGAUUACGACCAACGUUCUUGCUCGAGGAAUUGACGUUUCUAGCGUCUCCAUGGUCAUAAACUACGAUAUUCCCAUGAAGGGUCCAGGCGACCAGAGCCCAGAUGCCGAGACGUAUCUGCACCGUAUUGGUCGCACUGGACGAUUCGGUCGUGUCGGUGUCAGUAUCAGCUUUGUACACGACCGCAAGAGCUUUACUGCGUUGUCUAGCAUUGCAGAGCAUUACGGUAUUGAUCUAAUUCAGCUGAGCCCGGAUGACUGGGAUGAUACUGAACUGAAGGUUCAAGAAGUCAUCAAGUCGAGUAGGGCUAAGCCGGAUUACGCACCGACACAGGAGAAGGCCGCCUAGGUGACUGGUAUCUCAUCAAGUGUCAGGGUCUUGUGAUGCGGCGGUACCUGUUCCAGAUCAAUGUGUGGGCGUCUAUCACCAUGGUGUCUUGAUUUUAUCCACUUCUCAAUGUUAGGGCUGGCGCAGAUAUUCCUGCUAGCUUUUAUGCUUAAGCUAAAUGUCGGCAAAAGGUUUUGAAGAAUUUACCCGGAGCUUGGAGGCCCAGGGGAGGAUGGAUGUCUGUUGUUUUGUGCGAGGAAACGAGAAUCAUGAUACCAAGCUAUGCAACCCAGAGGAAACUGUUACUUUCCCCAUUUCCAUGGGGUACUCAUGUGACUAGGCUUUUGGUGGCUUGUUCACUGUAUGCUAAGCGCUGUACCUGCAUUAGUGACGCAAUGUCGGUCAACCGCAUGGAGAUCAAAACUUCCGGUAUUGCGGAGGGAACAGAAGCUCGGAAUUCCCAUAUCCGAAACAGGGCGGGCGCUUCGGUGGGCGCUUCGAACUGAUUGUAUCUGGAGGCGAGGUUCCAACGGAGCAAGUUCCGUCAAUUGAAAUUCUC